CUAGAAGUGAUCGCUUGAGUUCCCGCCAAACAGAAUUCGGCGCGUUUUCUAACAAUCUGAAAAACCCUCAUUUCCCGCGAGCUAAAAAGUCCCUUUGCCCACUAGCUCCACCCUCUCAAAUCUCAAACUCUCUCCAAACAGUCCAAUAGCUCUCUCUCUCUCCUUCCUUACGUCUAUCCGUCUCUCCGAUCCGGAUAAUCCCCCGAUCACCUCGCCCUUCUUCGUCGUUUCGGUAAUCAUAGAGGGAGAAGUUCGUAGAAGGUUCUAUUGCUCUUUGUUGCUAACGAAGCGUCUCCGGUGCGAUUGGCUGGAGCGAAUGAAAAAACAGCAGUGGUGCUCCUCGCAGUAGUAGAGUAAUCUGGGAAAGCAUCUUGUGCAUUUUAAUGAUCGUUUGUGUACUAAUGAGAAGAACCUGAGCUUUAUAUCUGAUGGAGUUGAGAAGUUGCAAUCAUUUGCACUUUAUCCAGGCUCUGAAAGGUGGUUUAGUGAUCAAGACUCUGAAUGUGGCUUGCGGACGACCAGUACUCAGAUUCAAGGAGUUGAAUGACAUACAUGAAAGAUUAGAUGCCAAAAAUGGUGAUUCGUUUCCAAGAUUUCCACCAAAAGAUGAGUUUAGGGGAUCACUCGUCAACAGUAACAAGGUCAUGGGUGAAAGUCCAAGCAGGCAGACUGUGCGAAAUAUAACAGUCAAAACUGAACCUGAAGCUUAUGAUAGCAGUGAUGGCAAUGCUGGGACAAAUAGUGAUUUGGAUGGUUUUGGUGAUAUGACACUGAAGCAGAUCAAAGAGACAUGCAAGAAAAAGAAAAGAAAACGUUCAACGUCUGUUGAUUUGAACAAAAUACUUGAAACUUGCUCACCUGUAAAGCAUGAGUGUUCUGAGUCACAAAAUGAUGAAGAGGAUGUUGAUCUCAUAGAGCCUCUGAGUAAGUGGAAGCACUCGAAGAAGGCAAGGGCCAGGACUAAGAGUAAGCUUAAGAGAAACAUUUCCUCUACUAUGUCUAAAAGGUCCACAUCGACUAUCACAUAUGAGCCGGAGUUAUUCCAAUUUGAUCGAGAUGUGAUUGCAUCUGGUCUCAACAUUAAAGUAAAGGUUCCUGAAACUGAGUUUUCAGAUAUCCAAAACACAAUUCCUUUUGCUGGUGGUACCUCUUUGUCUUGGGACAAUCAGGUGGGUUCUUGCGGAGUGGUGCCUGAUGAAUCUCCUGCGACAGCUGCUGAUUGUGUUUACGAGACUGAGUUGCCAAUUUCUGAAACUAAAGAAAGUCAGAUUUGUGUUGUUAAUGAAGUCUUCUAUGAAGAUUUGGAGUAUGCAGUGGGGCCUGAUGAAUCUCCUGCGACAGCUGCUGAUUGUGUUUCUGAGAUUGAGUUGCCAAUUUCCAGAACAAAAGAAAGUCAGAUUUGUGUUGUUAAUGAAGUCUUCUACGAAGGUUUGGACUAUGCAGUGAUGCCUGAUGAAUCUCCAGUGACAGCUGCUGAUUGUGUUUCCAAGGCCGAGUUGCCAAUUUCCGGAUUAAAAGAAUGUCAGAUUUGUGUUAUUAAUGAAGUCUUCUAUGGAGAUUUAGAGUAUGAAGUGGUGCCUGAUGAAUCUCCUGCGACAGGUGCUGAUUGUGUUUCUGAGACCGAGUUGCCAAUUUCCAAAGCAAAAGAAAGUCAGAUUUGUGUUGUUAAUGAAGUCUUCUAUGGAGAUUUGGAGUAUGAAGUGGUUCCUAAUGAAUCUCCUGCGGCAGCUGAUGAUUGUGUUUCUGAGACCGAGUUACCACUUUCCGAAGCAAAAGAAAGUCAGAUUUGUGUUGUUAAUGAGGUCUUCUAUGAAGAUUUGGAGUAUGCAGAUCCUACACCUAUUCAGAUUGUAACGACCUCAGAUUGGGAUAUUGUUGAGGCAGAUGAUCCAGAGUUCACCAGCUAUGACUGCUUGGAUUUGUCUCUAUUAGAAUAUAACAUAGAAGGAUGUAUCACGGAUUCAGUUCACCCUGACAACUUCAUUGAAGCAAUAUGUCCGGCGCAAGAUCUAAAUUUUGAUAUGCAUGACAAUAUUUCCUCUGAGGAUGAAAGGUUGUGUCAGGCUAACAGCGAGACCCAGGUUCGACUAUCUGAGGUGGUGGGUGAUUAUCUCUUCCAGUGCAUGGGACCUAUUAAUGGAAGUGAUUCAUGUCUGUCUGAGCCUGACAUGAAAGAUGAUUCACCUUUGAAUGUUGAAACCAGUGCUGGCCCUGCUAGUGAUUGUGACUCAGGCUCUGGUAGCGGUAUGGUUUCUGUUGCUGAUGAUUCUCCCAUGGCUGAGGAGGAGAAGCAAUCCCACAAGCCUGCCUGUGCUGGUGCAGAUAGAAACUUGUCUCUAGGAAUCUUUUCUUCUGAUGCUUCUGACGAGCUUACGACACUAGUGAGUGGUGGGAGUCCUAGUUUAAACCAGCAGCGUCCUCUUCAAAGGCUCUUUCCGACCAGAAAGGUCAUUUCACCAACUUCCCAAGAAAAACUGUGUAAGGCCAUGAAGUCAAUUGAGUUACACAGUGAAGAACUUCCCGGUUGUAAGGGGAAUCUACAUUUUGGAGAACAAACCGAGAGUACGAUUGGUGGAGUCCAAGGGCCUGAUCAGAUCAGGAGAGCCAAAUUCUCUAUCAAAGCGCAAAACAACCGUAAUCCAAAGAACGAGAAUAUUAAUUCCCACCCUAAUGGCAUCCCUAAACCUUCCAAUGUUUCUGCAGCACCACCUCGUUUUACCACGGGGUGUACUUCUAUCAGAACUUGUUCAGAGAGCGCCAUUGCAUUCUCACAACGCCAGAUGCAGGAUAUUGAAUCCCUUGCAACGAAGCUCACGAAUGAGUUACAGACCAUGAAGGAAAUUGCAGAAGAAAGGUUACUGCCUGAAGCCUACCAUGCUACACCCUUGAAAUAUAAUGCAAAUGAGGUGCGGAUGGCUAUUAAGAACGUAACGAGAGUUGAAGCAUCUGCGAAAAGAUUGCUUUCCAUGAUGACGAGGGACUGUAGCCGGUUUUGUAAAAUCAUGAAAAUGGCUGAUAACGGCGUCGAUGCUUCUGAAAACGUUGCAAACAAGGACAAGGAGAGGAAGAAAAUUGUGUUUGCUGAUGAAGCUGGGGGGAAGCUCUGCCAUGUCAAGUUUUUUGAGAAUGACGUGGCAACUUUUUUGGAUCAAGGGCGGGAUUGUUGAAUAUACAUUUACGAGUAAUGCUAGGAAAAUCACGUAUUUAUAAUCAUUUUACACAAGUAAUUCAGUAAAACCAUUAGGGGCAAAAACGACAAUAUCAAAUUUUCAAAUUUCCCCCUUGGUCCGAAGGGUCAGAAAA
Malus domestica (apple) is the source of this 3303-nucleotide messenger RNA. RefSeq lists its product as uncharacterized. NCBI's taxonomy places the organism in Eukaryota, Viridiplantae, Streptophyta, Magnoliopsida, Rosales, Rosaceae. The record is from RefSeq and is a predicted model, not a curated record.